This is a messenger RNA of Tinamus guttatus (white-throated tinamou), 3372 nucleotides long. Lineage: Eukaryota; Metazoa; Chordata; Aves; Tinamiformes; Tinamidae. The record is from RefSeq and is a predicted model, not a curated record.
GAAGCAGUGAAGCGCUUCAAAAAGAUGCACCUCAUGGCCGAGGAGUGCCGGGCCAUGGCGCAGAGCAGCAAGGGCUCCCUCACGCAGCCGCUGAGCCAGAGGCCGACGAGCGGCGACGGCAACAGGGGCCUCUAUCCCUCCCGGCGGGCAAGAAGGCCCCGCCGAGGCCAAGGGCAGCAGAAGAGCAUCACCGAUUACUUCAGGAGCUCUCAGAUGCAGCAGGAAGGUGCAGAGGGGACACAGAGCCGUGGAAUCAAAGAAGAGCUACCAGCUCCCCUCUUCGGUGAAGCUGAUGAGUCCUUCAGCAGCGCAGAGGAUCCCUUCUCCUUCCUAGAGGAUGAGGAUGAUGGACCAGCUCCUAAGGAAGGCUCCUCCUUUGGAAAAAGGACACUAUCCGCAGCAGUCGCAGGUGGCCGUGGCACAAAGUACCUGUGGGAUGAGCCUGAGGAGAAGCCACGGGUGCUCCAUCCAGCACACAGGGAGAUCAAGCAAGAGCAGAGCCGAAUCAAGCAGGAACUUGAUGACAUGGAAGUCGAACCCAUUCCUGAUGCCCGCUACGGGCUCCUGGGCACCCGGAGCUGGGACGUGCCUCAGGGCAGCAUGGAGAAGCUGCCCGCUGAAGUCCUGAGGAGGAUCUUUGCCUUCCUCCCGGUCACUGAUCUGUACCAGAGCCUGAGCCUGGUGUGUCACUUCUGGAGGCAGAUUGUCACUGAUCCUCUGUUCAUCCCGUGGAAAAAGCUCUACCACCGGUACGUGAUGAAGGAGCCCGCAGCCCUGCACAGUGUUGGGCAGCUCUUGGAGCGUCACGGCGUAGUGAAGGAGCACGAGGAGUGUGUGGUGGGCAUGAUCAGGUGGGUGUCUGCCAUUCACACCAGCCCGCACGUCGAUCCCAGCGCCGUUCUCCGGUGCCUAAGGAGCCACCACCUCUUCCCAAAAGCUGCAACCUGCAUCGCCGGCCAAGCGCCGCAUUUCCAGAGCGGCACGAGGCCUGAGGCCAUGUGGGCGAUCGUGACAACCAUGGUGCUUUUCUCCGAUGGCAUCCGGGACAUCCAGACGCUGAUGGAGCGGCUGUGGAGACCGAGCUCUACCCUGUCCUUUGUGGACGUGACCGAGGCACUUUACUGCAUAGCCACGCUGCUCUAUGCCAUGAGAGAGGCAGACAUCGCCGUCUCCAACCGGAUCCAUUACAACAUUUUCUACUGCUUGUAUCUGAUGGAAAAUGGCUCCGUAACUGCAGAGGCAGAGGAGGAAACACCUGCUUCAUGCUGCAGACGGGACCUCUGGGCCGGUAAUUGCCCUGACAUAAAGCUGACACAUGAACAGCAAAGGAUUUUGAAUCACAAAAUUGAGCGUGGUCAAAUAGUGAAAAUUAUGGCAUUUGCAGGUACGGGAAAGACAUCAACUUUGAUCAAGUACGCGGAGAAGUUUGCAGAGCUCAACUUCCUCUAUGUGACAUUCAACAAAGCUGUGGCAGAGAGAGGGAAACGUGUCUUUCCCCGAAACGUGGCCUGCAAGACUUUCCAUUCCCUGGCGUUUGGAAGCGUUGGCAAACGCUAUAAAGAAAAAGGCAAGCUGAACUUCUCCAAUCUGUCAGCUUACUCAGUAAGUUUCCUUAUCCAGCACCGCGAGGGACAAUCUCUGUUCAUAAGAGGGAAAACAGUCAAAGAGACACUUGAAAACUUUUUUGCCUCUUCAGAUGAAGAGAUCUCUGAAGAGCACGUUCCUACUUGGUUCAAAAACACCCACGGCGUAAGAAAACUCGUCACCCUGCAAGAAAAGAGAAUCAAUGUUCAAGAAGCAAAUGAGAUAUGGUACAAUAUGAAGAAGCUGGAUGGAGACGCAGAGAAGAAUUACAAGAUGACAUGUGAUGGAUAUUUGAAACUUUGGCAUCUCAGCAAGCCUCAGCUCACAGGAUACGAUGCCAUUUUUGUGGAUGAAGCACAGGACUGCACUCCAGCCAUCGUGGACAUUGUGCUGUCCCAGUCCUGCGGCGUGAUCCUCGUCGGAGACCCUCACCAGCAGAUCUACACCUUCCGAGGGGCUGUCAACACCCUCUAUAUGGUGCCUCACACCCACAUCUACUAUCUCACCCAGAGUUUCAGAUUUGGUCCUGAAAUAGCUUACGUGGGAGCAACCAUCCUGGAUGUCUGCAAAAGGAUCAGGAAUAAGACGCUGGUGGGAGGAAACCAGGAAGGUGAUGUGAGAGGCAGCGUGGAAGGGAAGAUAGCAAUCUUAUCACGAAGCAACUUCAGUGUAUUUGAGGAUGCUGUGAGACUUACUGGUAGAGAAAGACCUAUAAAAAUACAUGUCAUCGGGGGGCUUGCCCGUUUUGGCCUUGGCAAAAUUCAUGAUAUUUGGAAGCUCUCUCGGCCUAUAGAAGAACGGGAAAGAUUAAACCUUGUUAUAAACGACCCCUUUAUCAAAAAAUGGGAGGAGACACAGGGCUUCAUCGGCCUGAGGGAAUACGCAGAGCACAUCGAUGACAAAGAGCUGCAAGUGAAGAUUGCAAUAGUGGAGAAAUACAAGGAGCAGCUCCCGGAGCUGGUGCGGAGGAUCCAGAGCAGCCACGUGUCCACAGAAGCCCUGGCAGAUUACCUGAUGGGCACCGUGCACCAAGCCAAAGGGCUGGAGUUCGACACGGUGCUGCUCUCGGAUGACUUCGUGCAAGUGCCGGCCACCAGCGGGGACCCGCGGAGGGGCUCCCACUUCAGCAUCGGAAUGUAUCCCGAGGAUGAGUGGAACCUGCUCUACGUGGCGGUGACGCGGGCCAAGAGGUGCCUGCUGAUGUCCAAGUCGCUGGAAAACAUUUUAGCGUUGGCUAAGCUGAGGGACUUUCUGCCGUUCACCGACAAUAAGUUUCAGACCCACCUCAAUAACUGCAGGCGGUGCACGGCGCUCACGGUCCGAUCCUCGGCGUUCAACGAGGACAUGACCACGUUGAUCGUAACGAACAAUUCCCUUCCCGACUUGAAGGCUAAGCCCAGGGCGUUUUUCACCAGAGAGGAAUUUGGAACGGGGAUGGCUCCCAGGAGCCUGGUUCCUUUGCAGAAGACACAUCAGAAGGAGCCAACAGAACCAAAGACAACUUUUCCAGUGGAAAUAGCUGGGAAGCGCCUUCAGUUCAGGUUCUCCACGGACAGUGACUUCGAGGUAGAAGGACGGUUCUCCAAAAGCUACGCUGAGAAGGAAAUGAAAAGGCAAUAUCCGCAGCUCCGCUAUCAAAUCCCCCCUAAGCCAGGUCCAGCCCCAGCGGAGCAGAGAGGCCACCCACAGGAUGCGGCAGCCUCCCAGCGGCAGCCCCUGCGCCUGUCCUCGCUCUUCCAGAUCCACCGUGUGGUGGCUGUGCCCGGCGAUGAUGGCUUCAGUGGUUAA